This is a messenger RNA of Diorhabda carinulata, 2380 nucleotides long. RefSeq lists its product as uncharacterized. The record is from RefSeq and is a predicted model, not a curated record. Bases 144 to 1634 code for a protein of 496 amino acids. The transcript is spliced from 2 exons. Lineage: Eukaryota; Metazoa; Arthropoda; Insecta; Coleoptera; Chrysomelidae.
AUCAACAAUGAUAAUGGUGAAUUCUAUGUGGUUAUUGAGAAUAUUAAGAUACUCACAACUCAGUGUCUCAGUUCUCUUAAAUGUAGAUGGAAGCAGCUAAUAUCUGUCUAUGGUUUAUAUAUUGAAAUGUCAUAAACUUGACAAUGAUUCUAUUGUAUUUAUUGAGUGUUUUUGUGAUUUCUUUAGCGGCGGAGGAUAUAGUUAUAAGGGACGCAGGUAUUUUUGAUAUUAAAGAAGGAGACAUAGCUAUUAUUUUUUACGUCACCAUCGAAAAUACGUCCGAAAAAGACACAGGCAUUUCGGUUUCUAUGAAUAAGUGUUGUGAUGAAGCCCAUACAAGCGAUAGAUAUAGCUGCGAUUCGAUGUAUAUAAUCGGUGGUUACAUGGGAGUUCUAAAAUCUAAACACACAAUGAACGCCACUCUUAUUUACCCCAAUAUGUACACAUAUUUUAGACAAGGUACUUGUACGAUUACUGUCAAUUACAGAUUGGAUAAAUAUGACAAAGUUUUAACAAAAAUGAUUAAUUUUCGAACUAAUAAUACUGCCGAUGAAAGCUACUCGGGUCAAAAUCAAUGCGCAACUGUUGAUCUAGAUUCUCAAGAUAACUGUAAUCGCGUGGAUUGUGUUUUGAAGUAUUCUGGCGAAAGAAACUACUUCAAUCCAUCUACAAAAGAAUGUGAACGUGUUCCCGUUUGUGUGAGUGAUCCCACAAACGGAGUGGAAAUUGGAUAUUCGUUGAUAACUAACCAAUGCAUCAAUCUCAGGGACACAAUCCAACCUUCUGAUAUAGAAUUCUUGGACAGUAACCAAGCGGAUGUUAUAGACGACAUGAAUAUGUAUCAAACGAAUAAAAUUUGUCAUCGUGGAGAGAUAGAUUUCUCAAAUACAGAAUGUGUUUGUUCAAGUGGCUGGCGCACUAGUUUAUCAGGAGACGAUGUUUACGAACCGUCUCUUCUACUCUACCACAUGUGCAACGUUGAAACCGGUACAUGGAAUUGUGUAAACAAAACCAAAAUUCAAACUACAAUCCUCAUAAUAUCGAUUUUGGUACUUACUGUAGCAUCCAAAGUACUAAUUGUCAUGUGUAUUUUAACUUGGUGCUACAAACAUUUUACAAAGAGUAAUGUGAUUGUCUGCACCAGCAAAGAAAAAGAUGACUACGAGAAACUUUUGAUCCAAAAUCCGUUGGAAGAUAAUGAUAAAUGUAUUUGUACAGAUUUAAAGGAGAGGAAGAAGAUUCCGAGUCUAUACAAACAAACUGUUGAUAUUAGUUAUUAUCCUGGUAGAAGGGAUUCCUAUAAAAUGGCUUCUGAUGCUUCAAAAUCCAGAGCAAAUAAGGAAGAAGAAUAUAGUAUUCAGUUAGAACAUUCUAGUAGCUCUAGUAACGAUGAUGACACGACAGAAAACGAAGACAAUAUUAAUGAAUCUUCAGAACAAAAAAAAAUUAAUGAAGCGGAAUCAUUGCCAAAAAACUCGAAACCCGAAGAAGAAACCGAAACAACAGAUUACAGUAUACGUUUAAGUAAUACAACUAGCUCUAAUCCUGGAAUUCAUCCCACUGAUGAUUCUACCGAAUCUGAAGAAUACGUCGUCGAUUUGGAGAAAAACGAAGAACCUCAUCAACCACAAUAAUCAAAAAGUUUUAAAUUUUUGUACAACUUGUUAUACUUUUAAUUUCGUUAAUUUUUUCCCUCAAUUUGUUUGGAAAAUCUAAAGUAUUAAUUACAAUUUGCUCGAGUGAUUUUGUCAAUUGAGUGACUUCUGAAAUAAUUAAAAUUUUUCAAGAACAAAAGAUUAUAGUUACUGAAGGACUGAAUCAAAUAAACGAAUAGCGAGGAAAGGAACACAAUGAGAUAAUGAAAUAGGUUAAUAAGAUCACAGGAGUUAUUUAAAGUAUACAAAAUUGGAAUAUUUUCAUCGAGAAUACGACGUAACAUACAAAAUUUAAACAUACGAAAGUGAAACAUAGGUUUUAACAAACACUAAAGAAACAUAAAUAGUUAUCUGGAAAAUGUUGAGAAAGAAUAAAAACAAUUGAAAACUGAAGAUUUAUAAGAAACAAGUAGCUGAAGAAUCUGAUUUAAAUACUGAUUAUUAACAACAUACAUAAAAGCUUAAACAGAAAGAUAGAAAAAGGAUGCUUCAAACGUAAAAAGUAUAAAGGAUCAUUAAAGAAGAUAACACAGAUAAAAUGAGUAGAGGAAGGUCAAAAAUAUUUGCAUGCAGUACAGAUAUUGGAGAGGAUAUGUUGGGAAGAAUUGAUAAAGCGAUUGAAGAAGCUGAAGACCGAUGAGAAAGGAAGAAUCUCAAGUUUUAAAUCCUUAAGGCUAGAAUGUGAACAAUAUUAAUUAAAUUCAAAACUUGCUGUAGUCCUUGAA